UGCGACGAACUACUUUGACUACAGAAGUGAUUACUCCACGUCAAAUGCAACGACGUGGUGGCGGUGGCGCUAGUGGUUAUCGUCAAACAAACAAUAGUCUGCCCAACUUUAAACCACGUAAUAUGAGUCAUCCAUCUCCGAAUGAUACAAAUAAUAUACGUAGUAAAAUCAAUCACCCAGUGGCGUCCACAUCGACUACCAACUUAAAUAUGAAUCAAGCUAGCGGUGGUGGUCUUUUACAUAAAUUACGUAAACAAUUCCAUUCUGGUCAUCAUCAUCUCAGGUAGUAGUAGUAGUAGUAGUAGUGCAAUGUUCCAAUCAUAAUUGUAUAAAUUCACCAUUGAACUUGUAAAUUAGUCCUCAUUCUUUCGGUUUUCUUUUCUGUUUUUUUUGAAACACAAACCAACAAAAUUCAUUUACACUGUGAUUGAAACUUUUCUUGAAAUUUAUUUUUACUCUGUGUGUGUGUGAAUUUUCUUUUUUGGCUAUAUCACACAUACACGCAUACACACACACACAAUGAACUAAUAUUCCAUGAGGUUCUUCUGUUUUUCGAUUGUACAUUGAAUUGUAAAAUAAGUACUUUGUAUGUAUGUUACACAAUAUAUAUUUCAUUUGUUCUCAUUAUCAACCUAAUUUACUUUUCUUUUUCCGUUGAAAAUUCUUCUCCAUCUAUGUAAACAAUCAUCCUAUUUGAAUCUGUAGCCACCAUUGUCCACUCAUCAUUGAUUACUUCUUUUCUGUUAUAACGCUUGUAUUGACUUGCUCUACACAGUGCUCCAUUCGACAUUCGAAUUAAGAAUGACAUAGUUUUAUCUCCUUUUGGUCGGAAUUGGAAAAGGGAAGAAGCCCAGGGGCUAGAGAAAGUUGGAGAACACUGGUCGGCGGCUUAUGCUUCAUUGAGGAUGACAGGCGUAAAUAAGUAUCUCCUGAUCACAUGUAGUUUUCAUCAACACACCUGACAAUUUAUGUGAUAUCAACGGAUGGCGAAAGUACAUGUGUGUCAUGUCAUGUCCAAUACCUGUCUGACUAUCUUUAGCGUGUGUGUGUGUGUGUCUGUGUUAUGUGUUUAGGUUAUUUGUUAAAUAACCAAUCAAAAUCUUCCUUUGCUAUUUAUUUACACACAUCAUUUUGUACAUGGCGCGCGGUUUGAUGAAAAUGUUCACGCUUCUAGUCCUACAUAAAUACAUUUUUUUUAAAAAAAUUCACCAUAUGAUUUAAUAAUGCUAGGUUUUUGUUUUUCUUUUCUAACUCAUAAAUCUUUAAUUCAUUCUAACAAAAAAAAACAUGCUUUCAGGAAUCAAGACAGCC
Molecule: messenger RNA, 1311 nt
Organism: Schistosoma turkestanicum
Lineage: Eukaryota; Metazoa; Platyhelminthes; Trematoda; Strigeidida; Schistosomatidae
Source: the annotation of a GenBank genome assembly